Molecule: messenger RNA, 1851 nt
Organism: Dermacentor silvarum
Lineage: Eukaryota; Metazoa; Arthropoda; Arachnida; Ixodida; Ixodidae
Product: locomotion-related protein Hikaru genki-like
Exons: 9
Coding region: 36-1688 (550 amino acids)
Source: RefSeq, a predicted model, not a curated record
GCGCCCGCGGUAAACAACCAGGGGCCGGCCCGAAAAUGGUUCAUGCGUUGCACGCCUCCGUGAGGUUCUUGGUGCUCUUCGGCGCGGCGUGUUUCCACCCGGCGCAAGUGACACCCAAGGUGGUGGGCACGCCAGCGACGGAGACCAGCACGAGCGGGCCGACAACGUCGUCGUCGGCGCCCGUGGCGUCGCGUACGAGCUGCCCUCCGCCGGAGAUCGUGUUCAACGGUUCGCUGUUCCAGACCGACGGCACCACAGCGCAGCAGUUCGGCAAUGUGUACGAAGUGCGCUUCAUGGGCCUCUUCGGGGGCGCUGCCAAAAAGCGCGCCUGCAAGAUCAAGUGCGUCAACGGCGUCUGGCUCGGACCUUUGUGCGCCGUCGAGAGCGAGGCUGGAGACGGCGGCCGGUUCCACUCAGUGCUGAAGCCGUGCCCUCUGCGGCCCAUGAAGCCUCACCUGGUGGUGCACCACGAGGGCCGGCCCCUCACCGUCACCGGGCUCACCCAGAUGGCGCACGAGAGCGGGCUCAGCUUCCGCUGCACCCAGCUGGGCCGCUACAAGUUCGUGGGCAACGCGACCGUGCGCUGCCUCAACGGCCAGUGGUCGGCCGCAAUGCCCAGCUGCCUGGAGACCUCGCAGCAGAGCAACUUCUCCGUGCAGGUGCCGCCCACCAUCUUGUAUUCGGUGGAGAAAGGCGACCACGGCGUGUCCGAGGAGGGCGAGUUGGUCGUGUACCCGGAGACCAACGUGUACCUCUACUGCCUGUACCAGCGAUUCAGCGGCAAUCCGCAAUGGGCCUGGACUUCUCAGAGAGACUACGCCAAGGGCUGGAUCCUGUCGGCCGACGAGAAACAGUGGCGCUACGAGCUGCUCAUUUACAAGGCGAAAGAGCACGACUCCGGGACGUACACUUGCACGACGCCUCGGGGGCAGACCAACGAGAUUCACGUCAGAGUCAGAGACGUAACGUGCCCGCCCAUUGAAGGCUACGGCGAUGAGAACCGCGUGACCAGUGACCACGGCAACCAGAUGCACAGUAAGGCCAAGUUUGCCUGCAUGGAAGGCUACAACCUGGUCGGCUCGGAGGAGGUCGUCUGCAGCCCUUCCGGUCGCUGGUCUGACAAGGCGCCGCACUGCGUAGUGAUCCAGUGCCCGACGAUACCCAGCGUGGGUCAUCUCAAGAUGAGCACGCACAACAGGACCUACGGUAUCCGCGUGCACUUCAGCUGUCCGUCAAACUACAGGCUUCUGGGGCCGCCAUUCGUCACCUGCUGGAAGAACGAGUCCUGGUCGGACACGCCACCAACCUGCGAACCGAUUCGGUGCCGCAGUCCACUACCACCAGCGCAUGGUCGUGUGUUGUACGGAGGCCGGCAGUACCCGGGUGACAGCGUCCACUACACGUGCAACGCGGGCUACGUGCUGAUCGGCGAGUCUGUCAGCGUCUGCCAGGCCAACGGCACUUGGUCCAACAACUUGCCCAAAUGCAAGCCGGCCUGCGAGUUCCCGGGCCAGCCGGCGCACGCGCGCGUCGUGCCAUCCAAGUUUCAUUACGACAUCGGCGAGCUGGUGACGGUGGCGUGCAACGUGGGCUUCCGGUUGCUGGGCUCGGCGCAGCUGCGCUGCUCGCGCGAUGGUCACUGGUCACACCCGUUGCCCCACUGCCGCCGCCUGGUGCUGCACAAGUAGUACCAGCGCGUGCAAGGGGGCAUCAUCAUCCAGCACAUGUCGCCACCGCACCGGAACUGAAACCCGAAACCCCGCCAGACAUCCCGGUUCCCAGCACCAGGCUUCGUUGUUCUUUUUCUCUUCUGUUUGCUCUCUUAGCUUUCCAGAGAAAGAUGCCUUCGCU